AUGCAAGGUAGAGGCAAAAACUAUUUGCCUAUUGAGGCUCUCUGUGAAUUUAAAGUCUACGAGAUUUUAAAUGAUGGACAGGAAAUUGUGGAAAGGCCUUUGACUGCAGCCGAAAAUUUUCAAAGAAUCGUGAAUGGCAUUGAUUUUUCUGACGAGAAUUUUGGCAAACAGGGGGCAAGUGUGGCAGUGGGUAUUCUUGAACUAGCUUUCAAUGCUGUAAAUGCUUACACGGAGGCCUGUGCAUUUAUUGAACUUAUGGCUGUCCUGAAGGAGACUAAAUGUCUCUCCCUUUGUCAAGUCGCCUCUGGUGAUCAGGACAGAGAAUUAGAUGUUUCAGGACGCAAUGUUGGCAUGCACACUAUCACAUGUCUCGGUGGGAAGAAAAUGGCUCUCACUGCCGCUGCUGGUAUACUCCUAAAAGGAGCGGAACGAUUUCGUUCAAGGUAUUUCGAAAUUGCUCAGGCUGAGCAACGCUUCGCAGAUGGUCAAAGAUCUAUCUCCUAUCAUGAAGGACUUAUGCAGCUGCGAAGGUCAUGGCGUCUCAAAUUGGGGCAAAAUGUCAUUUUAGGAGAUGCAAGUCUCCGCUGUAUUGGUUCUCGUGCUAAAGAAGGUGGCAAUUUUGAGGUUUCUGAAUCUGAUUUCCCAAAAUCUGAUUCCGAUGGCUCUUUUGAUGUUGUCAAGGUGAAGUUCAGCAGUACAAUGGAGUCAAUGCUCACCAAUGAUCUCUGUACUGGCCGUCUUCGGGUUGUAAUCAGGCGAUUGAAUCCAAAGCAUCCUAACGAUUGGUACCAGUUCUUGAGGUCACGUGUUCAGAUCUCUGCGGCACCGCGUGCUUACUCUCUGCCAAAGUCCCAGAGUGACAAACUGUAUCAAGCCCAAAAUCUACUCAUGUGUCGCGAAAUUUUGUCUACUCUCUCCUAUGAAGCGUCAAUAAUCGGGAUGGAUGAGACGAAAAGCGACUUGGUGGCUUUUUCAUCUCUCGGAAAGGUCGUUGCUGCCGUGUUUCCCGGAGUCCAACUUUCAAUCAGCCUUGAGAGGUUGAUAGAUGGUGAUUGUAAUGAAGAGGAGGAGGAAGAGCAUCCAGGACUUAGCACCCAGCUAAAACGUAUUAUCUUCCUCCAGCAUAUUCACUCCUGGUCAAACAUCGCCAGUGUUCCCAACCCCCCCACUGGUCCGGUUCAAGUUCCUCGCCGUUUGCGUGCUGCGGGGGCAACAAUCACACUUCGCAAUACGGGAAAUCGGAACGGAGAUGGUGGGACGCCCAUAAUCACUGCCUGUGUCGCAGGCUUUGGUGGUCCGGCUGCAUCCGCUUGGAUGACCUCGCAGAGCCAGGCUUUCCGCUCUGCCUCCGGGCCGUUACCUGGCAACCAUCAUCAACCCUUCGCUGUACCGGUAGGACAGGAACGUUACACCUACUUUAACGAUUGGGGCAGUGGAUACGUCGAACAACAACAGCAGCACCAUCAGAUGGUACCAGCUUCGAUAGAUGAGGUCACUACCUCGGGGUUGACAUUGAGUGGUCUGGAGCACGCGCUACGAUUGAAUCAGGCAUCUCCCGCUGCCAUCGCCUGUAUACUCGGCUCAGGAGAUGGUUUGUUAAUGCAAAUAGUGAGCCUGGCGCGGCAUAGGGUGCUGAGACAGCGGGUGGCGCUUUGUUUGACACAAUUUGCUCGUGGUGGUGGCGACAAGGCAGUGACAGCUUCUGUAGGAAUGUGCGUGACAACUUUGUGGCAUAGCAUCGCCUCUCCCCUUUCCUCUGGGGUCAGUGUGACCUUCAACUCGGUGGGCUACUCAAGUUUUCGCACUCGACUGACCGUGUGUGUGGGUGUAGACGAGGUCUCAAUCUACGGAGUGUGUGGCGCUGCCCAAUCACUCACGAUUCCUGCUACUGCAGACGUGCAGAGUGAACUACUGCGAAUUCUGAAAACCCAGGAGCUAAGAAAUCAAAUGCUCACUAUACAAGGUAUCGCCUCAAAGUUUCUUGGCUGGAUUCAACUGGGUUGCUCCUCCAUCCCCUCCGUGGAUAAUCCCUUGAGCGCUUUGCUUAUGGCUUCUCACAGUGGUAGUCGAAUUGUCUGUAUCCGAGGUGGCACUUGCUACCCUGAAGGUCUGGAGUUCCUGGUUGCUAAGACUACGCAAAGCAAACUGACGAAUUUGGCCAGUGAUGGAGAGCUGUUGCGGUUCACCCUCACUACCACAACUGCAGGACAGGACGGUGCUUUUGGUCGCGGCCAGUUCAUCUUCCGCAAGGUCGAUUUGGCGCGUCUGCCGGGACGACACGUGGUCGGCAAGAUUGAGUCUCUUCUUACCUGCCUGAAUUGCCCUUGA
Messenger RNA from Echinococcus granulosus, 2328 nucleotides. Its product is annotated as Mediator of RNA polymerase II transcription subunit. Gene Ontology annotation, biological process: regulation of transcription by RNA polymerase II. The transcript is spliced from 9 exons. Gene Ontology annotation, molecular function: transcription coregulator activity. NCBI's taxonomy places the organism in Eukaryota, Metazoa, Platyhelminthes, Cestoda, Cyclophyllidea, Taeniidae. The coding region runs from base 1 to 2328 and encodes 775 amino acids. Gene Ontology annotation, cellular component: core mediator complex; mediator complex. The record is from RefSeq and is a predicted model, not a curated record.